CGUUUUACUUUUAAAAAAGUAAGGUUAGAAAAUUGUGACAAAUUCUCCCGCUAAGCUUUAUAUUGCACUUCAUACAAGAAUAGGCACAAUGCCAAAUAAUAAAAGAAAAAGUUCAGAAGAGCCCAGUAGUUCACGCCAGGUCAAAAGAAGAAAGUUUACCCUAAAUGAAGUUCCAAUUGCAAAAGAUUAUAAAGAGGGUUUAGUUCUCGCUACCGGAGCCGGCGAUGUUGGACAAUUAGGAUUAGGUAGUGAAGUAUUGGAAAAGACUAGAUUUGGUUUAGUUAAUAUUGAUUAUAAAAUAAUUGAUGUGUAUGCGGGUGGAAUGCACACUGUGUGUUUAACACAAAAUGGACAAGUCAUUACAUUUGGUUGUAAUGAUGAAGGAGCACUGGGAAGAUCAACAACUACAACUAACUCGGAAUUUGAACCAGGUCUUGUGGAUCUACCAGGAAAAGUUAAACAAAUCACCGCUGGUGAUUCACACACUGCUGCUUUAUUAGAAGAUGGGAAAGCUUAUGUUUGGGGAACAUUUCGGGAUUCACAUGGUAGCAUGGGUUUAACACCAUCAGGAAGUGAAAAAUUACCAUACUUAAUGAUGCCAGAUCAUGUAAUAAUUAAAAUUGCUUCUGGCGCAGAUCACGUCGUAUUUUUAACAAAUCAUGGUGAAGUCUUUACUUGUGGUUGUGCAGAACAAGGGCAAUUGGGUAGAAUACCAGCUAGGAGUUCUGAAAGAGACUCUAGAAAUAGUAAUACAGAUCAAUUAGCAAAAUUUCUAGUACCUCGUGCCAUAAGCAUAAAACCUUCUUUAAAAUUACAUUUUGAAGAUAUUUGGGCUGGACAUUAUGCAACUUUUGCAAAAGUUGCAGGUAAAAAUGACGUUUACGUAUUUGGAUUAAAUAAUUAUAACCAAAUUGGUGCAAAAGAAACUGUAGAAUAUUACCCAACAGUAUCGAAUGUAUUCUCCAAACAUAAUUGGCAAUCAAUUUGUUGCGGACAACAUCACACUUUAGGGUUAGAUGUGGAAGGAAACGUUUUUACGAUUGGAAGAAAAGAAUAUGGUAGAUUGGGUUUAGGAGAAGAUUGCAAGGAGUCGGAUGAUUUAGUUAAAAUUCCUUUAUUGGAAGAUAAUAAGGUGAUUUAUAUUGGAAAUGGAUCUGCAACAUCUUUUGCAGUUACAGAAGAAGGAAAAUUGUAUGGUUGGGGUAUGGGAAAUAAUGGACAAUUAGGAACUGGUGGAGAAGAUGAUUGUUAUGUACCAACAUUAAUUCGAGGUAACCAAUUGGAAGGUUUAAAAGUGUACAAGGUCAGUGGUGGAGGACAACAUACUGUAAUAUUAGCCUUAUCUAAUAUAAACAAUAACAAAACAGAAUGAUGUAUUAUUAAUUUAGUAAGUAUACCGGGUGUUACAUUAAAAGCACUCCACACAUGGGUUGUGUGCCAUACUGGAUUAAAAUGUUUGGGGAAUUCUUUGUGGGAUACAUAUAUAUUUAUAUUAUAUACUUAUGUAUUUAUUGCAAUGUGUUCUAUUAAUUUGUAAUCAUUAAUCAUAGUAUAAGUAACCGGUAUUAAUUAAUUUAAAAUAAGAUCUGUUUGUAGUAAUCAAAAAUAUAUGCAUGUAUCUAUUAA
This is a messenger RNA of Onthophagus taurus, 1626 nucleotides long. Its product is annotated as regulator of chromosome condensation-like. Gene Ontology annotation, molecular function: guanyl-nucleotide exchange factor activity. Lineage: Eukaryota; Metazoa; Arthropoda; Insecta; Coleoptera; Scarabaeidae. Gene Ontology annotation, cellular component: cytoplasm. The record is from RefSeq and is a predicted model, not a curated record.